Molecule: messenger RNA, 2125 nt
Organism: Schizophyllum commune H4-8
Lineage: Eukaryota; Fungi; Basidiomycota; Agaricomycetes; Agaricales; Schizophyllaceae
Product: FAD/NAD(P)-binding domain-containing protein
Exons: 8
Coding region: 328-1821 (497 amino acids)
Biological process (GO): secondary metabolite biosynthetic process
Molecular function (GO): FAD binding
Source: RefSeq, a predicted model, not a curated record
GCAACGUCCGCGACGGCUGACAAGCAUGUCCAGCGGGCGGCUACUCAACGCUCCUCCUCUAGUGUUAUUCUUUGAUAUAUCUUGUCUUCGACCGUCACCCCGCACGCCAGUAUGCCUCUGCACGGCACUUGUGAUCGUAAGGCUGUCUAUCCAUCCCCUGCGGUGAAUGCGUUGCUCUCCAAACACCUUCGCCUACUCGUCAAGACCAAUCAGUAACUGUCACCGAGGCUCCGCUACUAUGACUCGGAACCACCCUACCCGCUGGUUAUAUACCUUGCCAGACUGACGAAGCAGCAUCGACAAACCUUCUGACCACAAACUUCAACCAUGACUGUCGAGUUGUCUCCUCAAAAGAUAGAAAUUGCCAUCAUCGGCGGGGGCAUUGGCGGUCUCGCUUUCGUGCUCGCCAUGCAGCGCUUCUGCGUCAUGUCCAAGUUCAAUAUCAACGUUUACGAAGCGGCGACCAAGAUCUCGCAGAUCGGUGCCGGUAUCACUGUAUGGCCGCGCACAAUCGAGAUGCUGAACGACCUUGGGAUGAGGGAGGACUUCGAGGCGUUCUGUGUUGAUAAUGAACAGCUGCGAUCGUUUAUCUGUCGCAAGAGCGACCAGUCGGAAGGCCACACCUUCCGCGAGAUAUUCCUCGAAGACGGCAACAUGCUCAUGGUCCACCGCGCCGAAGUUCAGGAAAUCUUCCUCAAACACAUCUCCAAAGACGUUCACUUCCACCUCUCCCAUCGCCUUGAGAGCUAUACCUACGCGGACGGCAAUGGUCCCCACCGCAUCCACCUGAAUUUCCGAAACGGCCAGGUGGCCCACUGCGACCUCCUCAUCGGUGCCGACGGCGUCAACUCGGUCGUGCGGCGCACUUUCUUGCCACAUUUGGCGGAGAAAUAUGAGCGGCCCGAGUACAAGGCGUCGAUUGAGCCGUUGUUUAGCGGCAGUUGUGUGUACCGAGGACUGAUCCCGAGGGAGAAGCUGGCGGAGAGGUGGCCUGGGCAUCCGGCGCUGGAUAGGCCGUAUCAGUACUGCGGUAAGGACAUGCACAUCGUUGUCUUCCCUGUACAAAAGGGUCGCUUCAUCAACGUCGUGCCAUUCUACUUCGACUACGCCCGAGAGGACUCGACCUGGGAAGGCCCAGCGCUCAGAGACGCGACUUGGGACGAGAUCCUGAAGAUGUAUGAGGGCUGGGAGCCUGAGGUUCAGGCGCUGCUUGAGUGCAUGGAGAAUCCGACGCACUGGGCGAUCCUGACCGUCAAGCCUGUCGAUAUAUACGCAGACGAUGGCGUUAUACUUCUCGGUGACGCAGUCCAUGCCCUCACCCCGCACCUCGGCGCCGGCGCUGGGCAGGCUAUCGAGGACGCCUACGUCCUUGGCCGCAUUCUCGGUCACGUCUCGGGCACCGCCAAGAACGGACUCACGACCUCCUCCCUUCACGGCGUGAUCCUGCCCUCCAAGUUCAGCUCCACCGUUGCUGCCGGCAUCUCCCGCGCCAGUGACAUCUCGCCCGCGCUCAUCUCCUCCCUCUCCGAGAAGACAAAUGCCAUCUACAACCGCCUGCGCCCGCCGAUCGCGAACUUCGUGCAGGCGCGGGCCCGGCUGCAGACGCGGUUCUACAACUUUAACGAGGUGGGGGCGGAUCUAAGCCUGAUUGAGGCCGGCUCGCCGGUGCAUGCGGAGGUGAAGGAGGGAGCGGACGCGCUGGAUGAGGGGAGGUUGGCGAAGCUGGGUCAUGGCAUCUGCGAUGGGUACCAUUGGCGGAAGCAUAGCAUUGUGCGCGAGACGGAUGAGGAGAUGAAGAGGCUGCUCGGCGAUGCGGUGUAGGGUCAGGGGAUGGUGCGCGAUGGAAGAUGAGGGAGACAAGCGUGUGUCCUUUGUUUAUCUUACCCGCGAAUGAGGAUGAUUGUUUUGUAUAGGGAGCGUCUGCGUCGUGCUGUCGUACCCAUUACUUGUGCGGCACUUAUCUUGGGACCAGGGUUGUUCGUAUACAUUGAGGGCCGCAUUCCUUGCUUGCGGCGCUAGGGUGGGACGGCGCGUGAAUCGUCACCGCGUGUAGGCGCGUGUACCUACCCGCACUCGUCGCGAGUUCUGGUCUGCCAACUUGGCAUUCACCGAUACUGACUCAGCG